Sorex araneus (European shrew) is the source of this 1341-nucleotide messenger RNA. RefSeq names its product protein phosphatase inhibitor 2-like. The transcript is spliced from 6 exons. The coding region runs from base 194 to 1201 and encodes 335 amino acids. Lineage: Eukaryota; Metazoa; Chordata; Mammalia; Eulipotyphla; Soricidae. Gene Ontology annotation, molecular function: protein phosphatase inhibitor activity. Gene Ontology annotation, biological process: regulation of signal transduction. The record is from RefSeq and is a predicted model, not a curated record.
CCGGCCGGGGAUUUCUCUCCAGUCCGGAUUCCGCCCAACGCAGCUCUAGAAAGCAGAAGGGAGAAAGAAUCCAGGCCUCAUCCAAGGGUCUCCUGCCCCCCCCCCCACCCGCGGUGGGGGCCGGGCAAGAGGCGGGGCUAUGUGGAGCUGGGAAGCGGAGCGAGGUGGUUGGGAGUGACCCUUUAGUGGGGCCAUGGAGAAGCCGCGAUCUCUGGGAGCUGCUGGCGGCGUUAGCGGAGAGUCAGGAGUAACCCGGCGAGUGCCAGGGAGCGUCAGAGUAGUCGACGCUGGCUCCGGAAUGGCCUCCGGGGAAGUCUUGUUUCAAGAUUCUGGAUCUCCCCUGCACUCUGAGGAAAUCAGUCCUACUUCCUGCCAGUCCCUCGUGGAAGUAACUGCCCUCAGUUCGGGGUCCAACUCCAACGAGAGCCUUGGGGAAGCCGUAGGCCCCCGCCGUGGGCCCUGCACAAACUGCGCUCACAAUCCGCCCUUUACCGGAGCUAGUGUUUCUGGGACGUGGAGCCUAGGGUCUGGAGCGACUGGGGUGUACAACUCAGGAUACAGUUCGCAUUCUGAGCCAACUUACUUGUACCCCUCCAAAUCUCGUGAAAUCCGGGGCAUCCUUAAAAGCAGUUCCACUCCAAAGUCUAGAGGCCCGACUCAGGAGCGGAAGAAGUAUCAACACUGGGAUGAAAUGAACAUUCUGGCCACCUACCACCCAGCUGACAAGAACUAUGGAUUUAUGAAAGUGGAUGAGCCCAGCACCCCCUAUUACAGGUUGCAGGACAGCGAUGAGGACCUGUCCCCGGAGUCCUCCGGCCCACUGACUCCCGAGAUGCUAACAGAAAGGUUGACCACAAUGGGCAGUUUGUACCCCAAGGUCCUCCGGUAUGGUGACAACAGAAGACCAGAAUCUCCAGACAUCUUUUCUAAGACAUACUCCAGUGAUUUUGAGAAGCACCGCAAGGCACACUAUGAUGAAGGAAAAUUCUUCAAGGCUCAGAAAAAUCUGUCCUUGGACAGUGAGAAGAGCAGUGAGAGUAAUGUCAGUGUGGACAGUAGCACUGAGGUUGUGAUGAGUCAGGACUCGGAGCCCAUGGAGAGAGACUGGACAGGAGGACUGACCAGAGGAGUCAGAGACAGAGGAAUCCUGGCUGCCAAGAACCAUAUUCUAAAAAACAAAGAAAUCAGUCCCAAGAGCUAGCCACUGGCUUAUCGCAGAAGGAGUUUGAGCUGAAACGCAAGGAGUACUAUAGCAAAGGAAGAUACCUGCGAUGCUGUGCUUACCCGGAGCUUGAGGAGGACAUAGAAGAUCAGCAGCAGGACUGUGAGAGGCGGGCUGGG